GUCUGUGUGAAAAAGAAUGGCUGACCAAGUGGUGACUGCUGAGAGAGGGUGAGUGUGUUUCUUUAUAAACAAGCUUAGAGCCAUGCUUUUACAUAGAACAAUACUGAUAAAAGCGACCCACAAAAAAUAAUCAUAAUAUGGUUGUGUGUCUUGUUAUUAGCUGGUUCUAGCAUGUUAAUUGUUCUUGUUUGUCGUCAAGCACCUGUAACAGUAGGCUAAAGUUACUUGUCAGUUGACUUGACAGACUAGUGGCAACAAUGUUGCUAUUCCAUGAGUUGACAUGUGUCACCUUGUUAAUAGUUUAUGCCGAAUUCAGGUGACUAGGAAACUCGGAAAUGUCCGACUUGCUAAUUAGUUGAACGCGGCACGUGAUUAACUAUACUGAACAAAAAUAUAAACGCAACAAUUUCAAAGAUAUUACUGAGUUACAGUUCACAUAAGGAAAUCAGUCAAUUGAAAUAACGAAUUGGGACCAAAUCUAUGGCUUUCACAUGUGGUCCUCUGUAGCUCAGCUGGUAGAGCAUGGCGCUUGUAACGCCAGGGUAGUGGGUUCGAUACCUGGGACCACCCAUACACAAAAAUGUAUGCACACAUGACUGUAAGUCGCUUUGGAUAAAAGCGUCUGCUAAGUGGCAUAUUAUUAUUAUUAUUAUUAUUAUUAUUAUUUUUACUGGGCAGGGGCGCUGCCAUGGGUGGGCCUGGGAGGGCAUAGACCCACCCACUGGGGAGCCAGGCCCACCCACUGGGAGCCAGGCCCAGCCAAUCAGAAUUAGUCUUUAUUACAGACAGAAAAACUCCUCAGUUUCAUCAGCUGUCCGGGGGGCUGGUCUCAGACGAUCCCCUAGGUGAAGACCCUGGAUGUGGAUGUGGAUGUGGAUGUGGAUGUGGAUGUGGAUGUGGAUGUGGAGGUCCUAGGCUGGCAUGGUUACUCGUGGCCUGCGGUUGAAAGGCCAGUUGGAUGUACUGCCAAAUUCUCUAAAAUGACGUUGGAAGCAGCUUAUGGUAGAGAAAUGAACAUUAAAAUCUCUGGCAACAGCUCUGUUUGACAUUCCUGCAGUCAGCAUGCCAAUUGCAUGCUCCCUCAACUUGAGACAUCUGUGGCAUUGUGUUGUUGUGUGACAAAACUGUGAAUUUUAGUGGCCUUUUAUUGUCUCCAGCACAAGGUGCACCUGUGUAAUGAUCAUGCUGUUUAUUCAGCUUCUUGAUAUGUCACGCCUGUCAGGUGGAUGGAUUAUCUUGGCAAAGGAGAAAUGCUCACUAACAGGGAUGUAAACAAAUUUGUGCACACAAUUUGAGAUAAAAGUUUUUUGUGUGUAUGGAACAUUUCUGGGAUCUUUUAUUUCAGCUCAUGAAAUCUGGGACCAACACUUUACAUGUUGUGUUUAUAUUUUUGUUCAGUAUACAACCAAUUAGCAAGUUGGACAUUUCCGAGUUUUGUAAUUCCGACUAGCACGUGAACACGGCAUUGGUCCGUGGCCUUUGCGUCAAAACGUUAUAAAACCGACGGAGCGGUUUAAAGCUUGACAUUUUGUAAAGAUGCUCUUUGGGAUGAUGUGUUAAUUGAUAUUAGAAGGGGUGGUGGGAUUUGCUAUAUUGUAUUAAGAUAGCCCAUGCAAAGUUUACAGCUAGUGUGAUCUAGUUUUAUCUCAGUCUUUGACAAUGUCAUAUCUCUAGAUGUUUUAGUUGUUUACAUUUAGGUAGCCUACUUAUAGGCCCUUUAAAUGUCUCGUUUUCUAUUUUCUAAUCUUAAUUUAAGGCAAUUCCAUGGUAACAGAAUUACCCUGAGAAAUUCCAUGGUAACGGUAUUAUGCUGAGACUUUAAAAUGUAUACCAAACAAAAACCAUUGAUUUUCAAAGUUUAACAAACCAUAGAACUCUAUGCAAAAGGACUUAACAAUUUCCACAGAACAUUUAACAAAAAUACAUUUGCAGGAAGAACUGUGCAGAUACAAAGUUUGGUAACAGAAUAAAACUGAGGAUGAUUUUACUGUAAUUCUGUUACCAAACUUUGCAUCUGCACAGUUUUUCCUGUAAAUUGUUCAAAGUAGUCAUUGUGCAUAGAGUUGGUUUGUUAAACUUUUGAGGAAUUGGCUUUUAGCAAAUGUCAUAUAGACAAUCUCCAAAAUGCCGAAAUUAAAAUGUUUUAGGAAGGCUUGAAAGCUUUGUUCAAGGAUUUCUGUAAGCCUAUAGACCACUCCACUACUGCAACCCACUUUCAAGGACCAAUUAUCCAAUACCAUACCGUUCUAAUCCGUUUUGAUUUUGGAUGUAACUAAGUCCAAUACAGCAAAUGCUGCAAAUCCCAUCCCUAACACUAACUGCAUGUUUCCAUUCAAUUAACACAAGCACAUAUGAUUGAUAAGUUUAGGCUAUUGCAUGUAGUCCCUGGCAUAUAACAUCCCUUUUUCCACUUGAGGUAACCUGCUUUAACUCCCCACUGCAUAGAGUGCUUGAGGCAGGAAGUAACAUCCCUAGCAGUCCAAUCAGUUAACAAACCCUGCUUGUGGCAUUUUCUUUCAACUUAUCCCCGAAACAUGUUUACCAGUUAUUAUUUUUACAUUUAAUGUCUUGUCUCCUCUUUGUUGUGAAACAUGACUCCUGACUACCAUAGUAAUCCCAGACCGUAUAGGCUAUAGCCUAGGCUGGUUGAUGAUUUGUGUCUGUCUAUGCAGGUCCUGGACUUCCACAGCAUGGAUCACCAGCUGGCUGCCCUCCUGGUGCCCCACCUCCCAGAACCAGCUCAAGACUGCAGAGGACAAGAUGCUGCAAUGUAAGGAAUUCCUCUCUCCUUUACCAUCAAACUGUAUUUCCAGCCAUUGCCAAUUUGUGGAUUAUUAUGUGUGGAUCCGUCUCAUCCCCAGGCAUCACAGGCAAGGUGUCCCAGCAGUAUGUCCCAAUCUCGGAUGGUAAAAUGCUGUGGACCCUCACAUUGAACGGAAAUAUGAAGGACCAGACUCCCCUGGUGCUGCUGCAUGGCUUUGGUGGAGGGGUGGGCCUGUGGGCCCUCAACCUAGACGCCCUGGCCCAACAGGUUAGUCUCUGAAGCACAGGCUUCUCAUGUACCGUUGGAAAGCCUGAGGAAGUUCUCCUCAGAGAGACAAUAUAAAGGGGUGUAGUACGACAGAGUCUAGAUGGAAACUAGUGCACUUUGCCGCUUAUCAAAUAUCUAAAGUAUUUUGCAUGGUUGGAGCUCUGAACAGGUUGUUAUAAUUGUAUUUCUGAUGUUUAUACUAGCAUGCAUAAGGUACGUAGUCUGACACGGUAGGAAAAGAGAGAUGGACAAAACAAGAAGAAACGAAAAACAAGGAAAUGUCUCUUCUGAGGGGAAACUUCAUUUCUACUCACAGCCAAUCAAAUGCAAGUGUUGAAUGCCAGCACUGCCAUUCAAAUGCAAAAUUCAAUACUGAAUUUCUCCAGACUUCUAAAAGAGAAUUGACAGGAUGGUCCCAGGAGACUACCAACAGGUCAACUGUCUACACCUGCUAUAUCUAGCUAGCUCUAAUUGCCUGUCUACUAUGUAUUGUGUGUGUCUUUGUAAUACUGUGACUUCUAUUUUUAGUACGUUUUAUCAUGUUGUGUAGCGCCUUGGGAUAGAACUUUAUAAAUAAAAUGAGUUUCCAUUAUUAUUAUUGUUAUUAACAGAGGCCCGUCUAUGCCUUUGACCUGUUGGGCUUCGGCCAGAGCAGCAGGCCCUACUUCAGCUCCGACGCCGAGGAGGCUGAGGCCCAGUUUGUGGACUCCAUUGAGCAGUGGAGAGCUAAAGUCGGCCUGGAGACCAUGAUCAUGCUGGGCCAUAACUUUGGAGGUUAUUUGGCAGCUGCGUAUUCGCUCAAGUACCCCACCAGGCAAGUACCACCUGACAUCACCCAAUGCUUUCCUCAGUUCAGUACCAUAGCCAGGUUUCAAUAUGAAUGGCUGUUUUAUUCCUAUAAAGACAGAAUAACUUAGUAUUUAGCCACCUCUAGGUAUAUAUAUAUAUAUAUAUUUUUUUUUUUACAUGUAUCUAGCUAGUCUUUGGUUCACCCUCCUAUGCUUGACUAAUACUGUACACCUCAGACCUCACAGGAUGUUGGCACGCAGGUGCUAACCUCUGAUAACAUGAAUGUCCUUAAAAAGUGUCCCCUCUGUGCUGGAUCUCAACUGAAUCGUCUUCUCUCACUGUGUUGCUAAGCUAAGAUUUCAGCAGGAACCUGACUCCCUACGGCUGUUUGAUAAAUGUCUUCAAAAAAGCAGCCAGCCAGCCACAUCAUGUCCUUCUAGUAUUAAAGUAGCCAGCCAGCCAGCCAGAUGAUGUCCUUCUAGUAUUAAAGCAGCCAGCCAGAUCCUUCUAGUAUUAAAGCAGCCAGCCAGCCAGAUCCUGUCCUUAUAGUAUGAAAGCAGCCAGCCAGAUCAUGUCCUUCUAGUAUUAAAGCAGCCAGCCCACAUCCUUCUAGUAUUAAAGCAGCCAGCCAGCCAGAUCAUGUCCUUCUAGUAUUAAAGCAGCCAGCCAGCCACAUCAUGUCCUUCUAGUAUUAAAGCAGCCAGCCAGCCAGCCACAUCAUGUCCUUCUAGUAUUAAAGCAGCCAGCCAGCCACAUCCUGUCCUUCUAGUAUUAAAGCAGCCAGCCAGCCACAUCCUGUCCUUCUAGUAUUAAAGCAGCCAGCCAGCCACAUCCUGUCCUUCUAGUAUUAAAGCAGCCAGCCAGCCACAUCCUGUCCUUCUAGUAUUAAAGCAGCCAGCCAGCCACAUCCUGUCCUUCUAGUAUUAAAGCAGCCAGCCAGCCAAUCCUGUCCUUCUAGUAUUAAAGCAGCCAGCCAGCCAGCCACCCACAUCCUGUCCUUCUAGUGUUAUCGGAGUGCCCUAACUAGCUCUGAAUUAAGGACACAAUGCUCUUAAUCUGACUGGGGCACUUUGGCUGCGUUUAGACAGGCAGCCCAAUUCAGAUUUUUUUCCCACUAAUUGGUCUUUUGACCAAUUUAUCUUUUCACAUCAGCACUUUUUCAGAGCUGAUCUGAUUGGUCAAAAGACCAAUUAGUUAAAAAAGAUCAGAAUUGGUCUGCCUGUCUAAACGCUGCCUUUAUUUCCCCUGUUCAGUUCACCGAUGGACAGAUCACUUAAUAAACUGUGCCCUAGUGGUUUAGAUUAUUUCCUUUCCAGAUGUUUCAAUACAACCAUCAAUUAUUGUGUUCACAACCAUCGAGGCGUUUGUUGUUAUUUCAGAUUGGGGUUGAUGGAGGUGUACAGUGGGGGAAAAAAGUAUUUAGUCAGCCACCAAUUGUGCAAGUUCUCCCACUUAAAAAGAUGAGAGAGGCCUGUAAUUUUCAUCAUAGGUACACGUCAACUAUGACAGACAAAUUGAGAGAAAAAAAUCACGAAAAUCAUAUUGUAGGAUUUUUUAUGAAUUUAUUUGCAAAUUAUGGUGGAAAAUAAGUAUUUGGUCACCUACAAACAAGCAAGAUUUCUGGCUCUCACAGAGAUGUAACUUCUUCUUUAAGAGGCUCCUCUGUCCUCCACUCGUUACCUGUAUUAAUGGCACCUGUUUGAACUUGUUAUCAGUAUAAAAGACACCUGUCCACAACCUCAAACAGUCACACUCCAAACUCCACUAUGGCCAAGACCAAAGAGCUGUCAAAGGACACCAGAAACAAAAUUGUAGACCUGCACCAGGCUGGGAAGACUGAAUCUGUAAUAGGUAGGCAGCUUGGUUUGAAGAAAUCAACUGUGGGAGCAAUUAUUAGGAAAUGGAAGACAUUUGACCACUGAUAAUCUCCCUCGAUCUGGGGCUCCACGCAAGAUCUCACCCCGUGGGGUCAAAAUGAUCACAAGAACGGUGAGCAAAAAUCCCAGAACCACACGGGGGGACCUAGUGAAUGACCUGCAGAGAGCUGGGACCAAAGUAACAAAGCCUACCAUCAGUAACACACUACGCCGCCAGGGACUCAAAUCCUGCAGUGCCAGACGUGUCCCCCUGCUUAAGCCAGUACAUGUCCAGGCCCGUCUGAAGUUUGCUAGAGUGCAUUUGGAUGAUCCAGAAGAGGAUUGGGAGAAUGUCAUAUGGUCAGAUGAAACCAAAAUAUAACUUUUUGGUAAAAACUCAACUCGUUGUGUUUGGAGGACAAAGAAUGCUGAGUUGCAUCCAAAGAACACCAUACCUACUGUGAAGCAUGGGGGUGGAAACAUCAUGCUUUGGGGCUGUUUUUCUGCAAAGGGACCAGGACGACUGAUCCGUGUAAAGGAAAGAAUGAAUGGGGCCAUGUAUCGUGAGAUUUUGAGUGAAAACCUCCUUCCAUCAGCAAGGGCAUUGAAGAUGAAACGUGGCUGGGUCUUUCAGCAUGACAAUGAUCCCAAACACACCGCCCGGGCAACGAAGGAGUGGCUUCGUAAGAAGCAUUUCAAGGUCCUGGAGUGGCCUAGCCAGUCUCCAGAUCUCAACCCCAUAGAAAAUCUUUGGAGGGAGUUGAAAGUCCGUGUUGCCCAGCGACAGCCCCAAAACAUCACUGCUCUAGAGGAGAUCUGCAAGGAGGAAUGGGCCAAAAUACCAGCAACAGUGUGUGAAAACCUUGUGAAGACUUACAGAAAACGUUUGACCUGUGUCAUUGCCAACAAAGGGUAUAUAACAAAGUAUUGAGAAACUUUUGUUAUUGACCAAAUACUUAUUUUCCACCAUAAUUUGCAAAUACAUUCAUAAAAAAUCCUACAAUGUGAUUUUCUGGAUUUAUUUUCUCAUUUUGUCUGUCAUAGUUGACGUGUACCUAUGAUGAAAAUUACAGGCCUCUCUCAUCUUAUUAAGUGGGAGAACUUGCACAAAGAUGUGGCUGACUAAAUACUUUUUUUCCCCACUGUAUGGUCUUUCCUCUUCACUGUCCUGUAGGGUGAAGCACAUGGUGCUGGUUGAGCCGUGGGGCUUACCUGAGCGUCCAGACACAGAAGACCAGGACAGGCCCAUCCCCGUGUGGAUCAAAGCCCUGGGAGCCAUGCUGAGCCCUUUCAACCCCCUGGCAGGGCUACGUCUGGUGGGUCCACUGGGUAAGACUGGCAGCCUGUCUGACUAGAUGGAUGACAGCCAUAGAAAUACUACUGUAAAUUAUAUUUCUAUGAUGACCGCAUUGUUCGCGGUCUGGUCUAUACCUGUGUGACUGGAUGACUGCAUUGUUUAUGGGAUGGAGUUUUUUUACCAGCCUUCAAACCCACCUCCUUUGUUCUUCAAGGUCCCGCACUUGUUUCAACUCUAAGACCGGACUUCAAGAAGAAAUACUUGUCCAUGUUCAAAGACAACACGGUCACAGAGUAUAUCUAUCACCUGAACGUCCAGACUCCCAGGUCAGAGAUCCUCUCUUUAUUUCAUGUUGGAGCUCAGUGGCUUUUAUUUACACUUAUUCUGGGCCUGUAUUUACAGUCUCAGUCUGAGUGAGUUUCAAUACAGUUUAUGAGAAUGUUUUCCUCUUAGACCGUAAUGAAGAAGAUGUUAUGAUUUAAGAUUAAUACGGUUAUAUGGACAGGACAGCACUCCAAUGCUGAAAUGCUUUUUUUUAAUAUAGGCUGUGAUUUUCACACCCUUACUUCAGUGAUAAUGUUAGUUUUGCUCUGUUGUAGUGGUGAGUUCAAAGUAGCUGCUUAUUAACGGUUAGAUUAUUAUCAUAUACCUUACUGCUGUACUUCAACCUCUUUAAUAAUAAUCAUGUUCGUUUACUCUGUUGUAGUGGUGAGACAGCCUUCAAGAACAUGACCAUCCCAUACGGGUGGGCGAAGAGGCCUAUGCUUCAGAGGAUUGGCCUGCUCCACGCUGACACCCCUAUUACUGUGAUAUAUGGGUCACGCUCCAGCAUCGACGGUAACUCUGGCAACGCUAUCAAAGGAAUGAGGCCAAACUCUCAUGUGGAGAUCAUAGUACGUUUUCUAUUUCUAUAAACGGAACCCUUUUAAGAUGCUGUCUGUGUAUGAUUCUCUAGAUGCUGUCUGUGUGUGAUUCUCUAGAUGCUGUCUGUGUGUGAUUCUCUAGAUGCUGUCUGUGUAUGAUUCUCUAGAUGCUGUCUGUGUAUGAUUCUCUAGAUGCUGUCUGUGUAUGAUUCUCUAGAUGCUGUCUGUGUAUGAUUCUCUAGAUCAGGGGUGUCAAACGUACGGCCCGCGGGCCGGAUCAGGCCCGCAAACGGGUUUAAUCCGGCCCGCGAGAUGAUUUAGAAAAUAUAAAAUAUAUAUAUUAUUUUUUUUUUAAGUAUAAAAAGGCGCUGCAAUUUUUCAAUAAAAUAAACUGCUGUUCCAAUUGCGUCCACUGGAUGGCGCAAUAGCAAUUGUGUUAGCAAGCAAACUGUUUAUACCGGGGCAGAGCAAGUAGGUCAAGCACGUGCAGCCAAUGAGCUACUUUGUUUUGCCCGCGAUAUUUAUUACGGCUUCUACUUUUAACAUUAUGUGCUUUGGCACCCUCAUUGCCCCAAUAUGUCUCUGUCAAAAAAGAGAAAAGUGGACGCAGAGUGCAGAGUGUUCCAAGAAAAAUGGUCAUCCUAUUUAAUCACGGAAUUGAAUGGGAAAGCUGUAUGUUUGGUGUGUUCAGAGCAUGUUGCAGUGCUGAAAGAAUAUAACCUUCGUCGCCACUAUGUGAGUCUUCAUGCCGACAAAUAUGACAACUUUCAAGGACAGCGGAGAUGAGAGAAGGUGAAUGAACUGUUGGCGGGUCUGAAGAAACAGCAGUCUGUGUUUACUCACAGCCGAGACAUCAGUGACGCUGAAGUGAAAGCUAGCUACCUCAUUGCUAAUGAAAUCGCAGUGGCUUCAAAACCAUUUAGUGAGGGUGAAUUUGUAAAAACAUGCAUGAUGAAGGCAGCGGAGAUUGUGUGCCCUGAAAAGCGGCAGGCUUUUGCAAAUAUCAGCCUGACAAGAAACACAGUUGCAGACAGGAUUUCCGAUCUUUCAGUGGAUUUGGACAGCCAGUUGAAGCAAAAAGUAAAGUCAUUUAUUGCGUUUUCGGUUGCAAUUGAUGAAAGCACGGACAUUACAGAUGUUGCACAACUGGCCAUUUUUUCAUCCGCGGAGUUGAUGACACAUUGACCGUCACCGAGGAGUUCGUGGAGUUGGUGCCGAUGACAGAUACAACGACAGCAGCUGAUAUUUUUACCGCACUCGUCGGCGCUCUGGACAGGGUCGGAGUGGACUGGUCCCGCGCUGUCAGCCUGGCUACAGAUGGUGCGCCCUCAAUGAUCGGGAAAAAAGCAGGCGUUGUGACAAAGUUCAGAGAGAAAGUGCAAUCUGCAAAUGGAGGACGUGAUUUUUUGACUUUUCACUGUAUUUUGCACCAGGAGGCUUUGUGUUGCAAGUCAUUAAAGAUGGAUAACGUCAUGAAGGUGGUCAUCCAAACUGUUAAUUUCAUCCGAUCCAGAAGCCUGAAUCACAAUCAGUUUGACAGCCUUCUCAGAGAGAAAGACCACAUCUAUGGCCUGCCAUACCACACUGAGGUAAGAUGGUUAAGCCGAGGUGCUGUGCUGAGGCGUUUCUUUGAUUUACGAGAAGAAAUUGAACAGUUCAUGGAAGAAAAGGGCAAACCAGUGUUAGAAUUUCAUUCCGCAGAAUGGAUGCCGGACCUUGCAUUUAUGGUGGAUGUUACAGAGCACCUGAAUAACUUGAACAAACAGCUGCAAGGGCGCAACAAAGUUGUCACGCAGUAUUAUGACAGCAUACGUUCUUUCAAGUUGAAGCUGUCAUUGUGGGAGACGCAACUUGCCGGUGGUGAUGCAGCUCACUUCCCCUGUCUGAAAAAUGUGUGCGCGACCCAACAUGUGGCAGACAUGAAGCGGUUCAAAGAUAAAAUAACUGGACUGUUACGGGAGUUUGAGCAACGCUUUCAGAUUUAUGUUUAUAUGUUUUUAUGUUGAUGUGCUAUUGUUUUUAAUUGAUUUUAUUUUAUUUGUAUAUUUAAACCAUAUUUGGACUCUGUGGUUAUUCACUUGUUGGGGAACAGGAAUUCAUUUUGUAUCUACAUUUCCGCGAGAAAUGACACUUGAUAUAGUUCUGUGAUUGUGAAACAAGUUUGUUAACUUCACUGAGGCAUUGUGUGUUUGUGUGUUCUUUUCUUGUAGAAUUUUCAAAUAAACUUGAUGUUUUAGGAUAAUAGUGAUGUUGUGCUUGUACCUAUUUGACACCCUUCCUCAGGCUCCAGAUUUGUGUUGUAUGUGAUUGUAUUACAAACAAAGAAAACAAUGAAGUUGUUGUUUACGUUAUAUAUACCAUGUUUUUCCGGUCGGCCACUUGGGAAUAGAUUUUCCUCCAUGUGGCCCCGAGCUUAAAUGAGUUGGACCCACGCUCAGAUGCUGUGUUGUGUAAUGAUUUUUGCUCUAGAUGCUGUGUGUGAUUCUCUUGUAAUGUGUGAGGCAGCUGGCUCAGAUUUUAUAUUCAGAUUUUUUUAGCAGGUGGCAGGAAAAAAGUGAAUUGAAGUAUUAAAUCCUAGAUAAAUAUGAUUCUCCAGAAUGUGUAUAUGAUCAUAUAGCUCUCUUCCUUCUCUCUCCCCCCUCCACCCCCCUCCUCCCUGCCUCCCCCCUCCACUCACUCCCAGGCUAUCAGAGGGGCGGGUCACUACGUCUUUGCUGACCAGCCAGAGGACUUCAACCACAGAGUGCUUCAGGUGUGUGACGCGCUGGGCUGAGGUGGGGAAACAGGGCACUAGUUAACCUGCAGAGAGCGACAUGUUAUACCUGUCAUGCCCAUAGCUUGUCCUCUGUGAGCACGUGAUCCGUAGGGAUAGAGAGGAGAGGACUGGACAUACGGCUCAGUAGGGCUUCUUUUUACCACUAAGGUCCUCACUAGUAGGCCUACCACCACCAUCACAGCAGGCCUACUAACUAGGGAAGGAACCCGUGUUGGAAAGAUGAUUAUCCUGGAUUAUGUGGUUUGACUCUGUUGUAUUCAUACUACUGACUAAAGAGAAUGGCUCAGAGUUUUUACGGCUUGUUGUGGAUUUUGGCCGUUUUGUGUGUGUGUGUGUCAGCUUUAAUCUGCUGUUAUAAGAAAUGUGAUUUUCAGAACGAUACAGACUAUAAUUUCACCACUCGUGGAUUAUUCUCAUUCUGUCAGAAAGAUCCUUCAUGAGAUUAUUUAGAAAUGUUUCAUUUACGUCAUAACAGCUCAUGUAGAUAUGAUCACGGACCGUAGAGAUUUAAUUUGUGUAGAAUUGAUAUGAAUACACAUGAUUGUGGAACUUUUAGACCUCUGGUUUUGCUGAUAUCCCCAUGACAACCGAAGUGCCUUUUUAAUGACCUGGGAUGUGACCAGGGACUACGGUCACUGCUGCUGCUUUUUGGUUUUAGCUUUUUAUACGUCCCAUUUGUGUCCUUUUUGCAGUGGUCGUUUUCACUUCAAGAUUUUAUAAUUAUGUUCUCAUUCAUACAGUGUUUUGGCUCUUGUUGUGGUCUAGUGUUGAAAUAAUCCAGUUAUUAAAGUUAGCGUGUGCAGGUGAAGGAAAGGUUUCAGAAACAAAGUAUCAGAAUUGAGUAAUUUAAAGAUGACUACCUCAUUCUCCUCAGCUGCCAUUGUGGAAAAAAAGGUUCUGCCUCAUUAAUUCAUUGCUACAGUAUUUGAUAGUAUUUCUAGUCACCUAUCCAGGGUCUUUGUUUGGAAAAGCACAGUAUCUAGGCCUAAGGUCAGUUAGCAUAGCUAUAGCAGCUUGUCAGCUUAUUUCAUAUAGGCUACAUCUUCGGCUAAUAUCUCUAUGUGUGUCGUUGCAGAUUGGGUGGGUUGCUUAUCAUUUUAUAGCCACUUUACCCAGUGCAACCUUUUCUCUAAAUCACCUUUUACUAGAUUUGAUGAGCCCAAGGAUAAGGUUUGAUUAACUUCCAAACAUGUAUUAUUGUCAUUGUACGUCUCCAAUCACAACCCAAUUACCGUGGGGAAGAAAGGAUGCUUGUUCUCUCUAUUCAUGUAUUGUAAAAUACCUGUAAAUAAUAAAGAUAUAUUCUGAUU
Messenger RNA from Coregonus sp. 'balchen', 11922 nucleotides. Lineage: Eukaryota; Metazoa; Chordata; Actinopteri; Salmoniformes; Salmonidae. The record is from the annotation of a GenBank genome assembly.